Syngnathus acus (greater pipefish) is the source of this 2051-nucleotide messenger RNA. It is a transcript of the gene pdia3, whose product is annotated as protein disulfide isomerase family A, member 3. Gene Ontology annotation, cellular component: cell surface; endoplasmic reticulum. Gene Ontology annotation, biological process: protein folding; response to endoplasmic reticulum stress. The record is from RefSeq and is a predicted model, not a curated record. The transcript has 13 exons. Gene Ontology annotation, molecular function: protein disulfide isomerase activity. The coding region runs from base 162 to 1640 and encodes 492 amino acids. NCBI's taxonomy places the organism in Eukaryota, Metazoa, Chordata, Actinopteri, Syngnathiformes, Syngnathidae.
GCGACGAGGCCUGUUUCAGCAUCUUCCCUGCCUCCUCCGUCUUUUUAUUUCGAGCUGCAGCCCGGAGCGAACCAUCACCCCAAGAACCUCGUCUUCUUCCCCCUUUCACGGUGUUAUUUGCAAUCCAGUUCGGAAGACUUGUUGAACCGGCACCGAGUGCGAUGCUGAGGCUUAUCUUCCUGGCCGCGCUUGCCGGGUUCUCCCGAGCCAGCGACGUGCUCGAAUUCACCGACGACGACUUUGACAGCGGCAUUCAGAAUCUGGAUCUCAUCCUCGUGGAAUUCUAUGCGCCUUGGUGUGGUCAUUGCAAACGCCUCGCCCCUGAGUACGAGGCAGCGGCCACACGUCUCAAAGGCAUCGUCCCUCUGGCCAAGGUUGACUGCACAGCUCACAGUAGUACUUGCAGCAAAUUCGGAGUCAACGGCUACCCAACCCUGAAGAUCUUCAGGAGCGGAGAAGUCUCGGGGCCCUAUGAUGGCCCCAGAUCUGCAGAUGGGAUUGUGAGUUUCCUGAAGAAGCAGGCCGGCCCCGCCUCUGUGGAGCUCACCACUGAGGGGGAUUUUGAGAAGUUCAUUGCAGACAAAGACGCCAGCGUUGUUGGCUUCUUUGCCGACAACAGUAGCCCAGCAUACACGGAAUUCCAGAAUGCCGCCAAGGACCUGAGGGAGAACUACCGCUUCGCCCACACCAGCGUGGAGGCACUCCUCAAGAGCCAAGGCGUGGACGGAGAAGGAGUCAUCCUGUUCCGCCCGCCCCGACUCAGCAAUAAAUUUGAAGACGGCUCGGUCAAAUUCAGCGGAGAGAAAUGCACCAAAAACACAAUCAAAACAUUUAUCAAGGACAGCGUCUUUGGCAUCUGCCCGCACAUGACUGACGACAACAAAGAUCAGCUGAGGGGGAAAGACCUGCUGGUGGCCUACUAUGAUGUGGAUUAUGACAAAAAUCCAAAAGGCUCCAACUACUGGAGGAACAGGGUGAUGAAGGUGGCCAAGAGCUUUUUGGACCAGGGCAAGGAGCUCCGUUUCGCCGUGGCCAGCAAGCAGUCGUUCAGCCACGACUUGUCGGAGUUCGGCCUGGACGCCCAAGGAGAGGUCCCCGUGGUGGCCAUGCGCACUGCUGGCGGAGACAAAUAUGUCAUGACCGAGGAGUUCACUCGCGACGGAAAAGCUCUGGAGAGCUUCCUGCGGGACUACUUUGACGGCAAACUGAAGCGCUACCUCAAGUCUGAGCCCAUCCCGGAGAACAACGACGGACCCGUCAAGAUUUUGGUGGCCGAGAACUUUGACGCCAUCGCGAACGACGACAGCAAAGACGCGCUUAUCGAGUUCUACGCUCCGUGGUGCGGUCACUGCAAGAGCCUGGAGCCCAAAUACACGGAGCUGGCAGAGAAGCUCGCCAACGAUCCCAACCUGGUCAUCGCCAAGAUGGACGCCACAGCCAAUGACGUGCCGUCACCUUAUGAAGUCAGCGGAUUCCCAACAAUCUACUUUGCGCCAGCUGGUAGUAAGAUGCAACCAAAGAAAUACGAGGGAGGCCGUGAGGUGAGCGACUUUAUCGCCUUCCUGAAGAGGGAAGCGUCCAACCCAGUGAUCGUGCAGGAGGAGCCCGAAAAGAAGAGGAUAUACGAAGGCGACCUAUAAGCAUAAAAGAAAAAAAAUCCCAAAGUGGGAACACGACAUCCUCGCUGCAAGUUAGAGAUUUUUUUUUUUUUUAUUGUUUAGGGGAAUCGACAGGAGAGGCGUAAAUUAUAUUCCACUGUCUUAGUGAACUACAAAAUGCUCUGAAGCCAAGUUGGCGGGGUCCCCUACCCAUACUGUGGAAGAAGUGGGGCUGUUUCUUUGGAAUAAAGAGGGGACCACUUUUUCAAAUUUUAGGAUUUUUUUGUUUCAAGUCCUGCAGCUUGAGCUGCGCGGCAUCCGACAUCACUCUUGUUUUUGUUUUAUUUGUUGUCACGGGGUGGGGGGGGGGCGUUAAUUGUGAAUGCCUUCUUUUUGGUUGUCUGUUUUUGUACAUUUGGAAGGAUUGUGAAAUAAAAAGGCCCCCACAAAAUC